AAUUAGUAAUGUUAGUAACUUCUACUAGCAAUAGAAUAAUAAUCAUUUCUCAAGCAAAUGUGUUCAGACUAAAGAAGCAAAGGUUAUUAUAAUGAGUAUAAUGGCGAUGGAUGUACAAGGUUCUUUGAGAGAAGCUUUAUAUGAAACAUUAAGUGAUAUUCUCUCACCUCAAGGAGAAACUCGUCAAGCAGCUGAGCAAAGAAUACAAGCAUUAGAAGUUACAGAGGAAUUUGGUAUACAUUUAACAGAAUUUGUAGUAGAUCCUAAUGGACAUUUACCUAUUAGGCAGUUAGCAUCUGUGUUAUUGAAGCAAUAUGUUGAUACUCAUUGGUCCUCCGUGUCUGAAAAAUUUCGACCUCCUGAAAUAAAGUAUGCAACAAAGGAAAAAAUCAAAGAAUUAUUGCCACUAGGGCUUCGUGAAUCGAUUAGUAAGGUACGUGGAGUAGUAGCUUAUGUAAUAUCAGCAAUUGCACAUUGGGAUUGGCCAGAAAAUUGGCCAGGUUUGUUUGAUAUACUUGUCAGCUGUUUAAGUGGGGAAAGCGAGUAUGCUGUUCAUGGAGCAAUGCGGGUUUUAAGAGAAUUUACGUUUGACCUUACUGAUACUCAAUUACCAAAUGUGGGACCAGUAAUCCUUCAAGAAAUGUAUCGAAUAUUUCAAAGUGAAAAUCAAUACUCUAUUAGAACUCGCGGUCGUGCUGUUGAAAUCUUUACUACAAUUACGAACUUAGUUGCCUCUAUAGAAGGGUAUCAAAAAGGAUUUACUGAGCAAUACCUACAACCUGUCAUACCCAUGUUUUUUGAAAAAUUUGUUCAGUGUUUACGAUUACCUGAUGGUCCUACAAGCGAUAGCGGGCUUAAAACGGAUGUUAUCAAAGCUAUAAAUUGCUUAGUUACCAAGUUACCUAAGUAUGUGUCAAAUUUUUUACCUCAGAUGCUACUGCCUGUUUGGGAAACUUUAGUGCAAAGUGCAAAACUUUAUCAAGAGAGAUCCGUAAAUGGAGAAGGAGAUACAAACGAUAGAGAAAUCGAUUCAGACGGUAAAGUAAUUAACUUUAAUAAUCUGAUUCUUGCAAUAUUUGAGUUUGUUCAUUCUAUCGUGGAUCGUAAACGAUUUUCCAAUCUUUUGGAUAAUUUACUGCAAGAAGUGAUGUAUUAUUUAGUAAUUUUUAUGCAAAUAACCGAUGAUCAAAUUGAAUUGUGGACCACUAGUCCCAAUCAAUUCGUCGAGGAAGACGAUAUAUUUGCUUACAAUGUACGCAUUUCGGCACAGGAACUCUUAACGGCAUUAGUGAAUUAUUCCGAAAAAAAAGCAGUGGAUGCCCUUUGCGAAGUUGUAACACGUCACAUCGAAGCUAGUAGUAGAUUGCAAAAUACAAACAACGGAAGUGAGAAUAAUAAAACAUGGUGGAAAUUACAAGAAUCAUCAAUUUUGGCGUUAAGUAAAGUAAAAGAUGUCGUGGUGGAAAGACAAGAAACCGGAAUGCUCCAAUUCGAUAUUAUUAAAUUUCUGGACACAAUUGUUUUAGCUACUUUAAAAGAUUCAGGUGCACCACCGUUACUUCUUGGUCGUUGUUUGUGCAUUGGUGGAAAAUACGCUGAAAUAAUGCCGCCAGAAAUGAGUUCACGUUUUUUGGAAGCAACGGUUAAUGGCUUACAAGAGAAUCAACCUUCGUGUAUUCGUAUCAGUGCAGUGAAAGCUAUUUAUUGGUUCUGCAAAGCGUCGAUGACGGAAAAUAAUAGUACUUUGGGCAAUAUUAUACGAUCUCAUUUGCCAAAUAUAUUUCAGGGACUUUUUAAUUUAGUCAAUCAAUCACCUACGGAAAUUUUGAUUCUAGUAAUGGAAACUCUACAAGUAUUGGUUUCGUUAGAUAAAUCGUUUACCGCUUCAGUGGAAAAUAAAAUUUGCCCUUUAACUAUCGCGGUAUUCUUAAAGUUCUAUAGUGAUCCUGAAAUUUUGAGUCCAUGUCAAGACAUAUUCAAAAGUUUGACACAAAAUCCUGAUUGUAUAGGACCAUUACAAACUCGUUUGAUACCGACAUUGACUAGCAUGAUGGCUGUAACGCCUAUGGACAAAUCAAAGGAUGAGAGAUGCCGUAACGUGGCUCUGGAUAUAUUACAAGUAUUGGUGCAAUACUCUCCGAAGCCGUUGAGCAGCACAUUGGUUGAAACUGCGUUUCCUGCUGCCUGUCAUUGUAUAUUGAAUUCAGAGGACAACGAAACGUUGCAAAGCGGUGGCGAAGUAAUACGGACUUACUUAGCGGUUGCGGCUCGGCAGGUGACGGUACAUCGAGACAGUGACGGUCAAACGGGUUUACAAUACAUACUGCAGAUUGUGGCACAGCUGUUGAAUCCGCAGUUGAGCGAGUUUACAGCGACUUUUGUCGGACGAUUGGUGACAACGUUAAUUAGGAAAGCGGGAAACACAUUGGGCGAAAAUCUCGAUCUAUUAUUGAAGGCCGUGUUGAGUAAAAUGCAGCGAGCUGAGACAUUGACCGUGGUACAAAGUUUGCUUAUGAUAUACGCUCAUCUCAUAAACACAGAGUUUGAUGCCAUCCUAAAUUUUCUGUCAACCGUACCCGGUCCGACAGGACAAAGUGCUCUCGCAUUCGUACUCUCUGAAUGGGUCAGCAGGCAACACCUAUUUUUCGGUAGAUAUAACCGAAAGGUAGCAACGGUCGCGCUUUGCAAGAUAUUGGAGUACGGCGUUACUCAUGGCGACAGUCGAUUGAACGAGAUCACGGUGAAGGGAGACCAGAUAUUUUCAGGAAACGAAGAAGGCGUGAGGACGAGGAGUAAAGCCGAAUCACAGCCUUAUCAGUGGACCACUAUACCUGUGUUGGCCAAAAUAUUCAAGUUAAUAAUCAACGAGUUAUCGAACGACAUCGAAGCGGUCACUACUAAUCAGGACACGGACGAGUCAGACAACGACGAUGACGAAGAUGAUGACGGCGAGAAUGCCUAUCUGGAUCCAGGCUACGAAACUACGUUAAUGUUGGGAGAAGAUACGAAUGAAGCUGAUGAAGACGAGGACGAUCCAGAAUUGUUACAGGAUUCCAUCUAUCAAUUAAAUCUGAUCCAAUAUAUGCGGGAUUUUCUGUUAAAUUUUUCGACUCAUCAUUGCUUCCCGGCAUACAUUCAGCAUCUAAAUAUUCCGGAACGAAAAGUUUUAAAUAGCUUAAACAUCAAUGCAUCGUUCAUGCAAUAGAUAAAUGGAUAAAUAGAUCGUUAAAUAGACAUAUGAACAAUUACACAUGUCGAUGAUAAAGAUUUUCAAAUUUCGUAAUAA
Eufriesea mexicana is the source of this 3286-nucleotide messenger RNA. It is a transcript of the gene Ipo9, whose product is annotated as Importin 9. The record is from RefSeq and is a predicted model, not a curated record. Gene Ontology annotation, biological process: protein import into nucleus. The transcript is spliced from 13 exons. Gene Ontology annotation, cellular component: nuclear envelope; cytosol. Gene Ontology annotation, molecular function: small GTPase binding. Lineage: Eukaryota; Metazoa; Arthropoda; Insecta; Hymenoptera; Apidae. The coding region runs from base 92 to 3205 and encodes 1037 amino acids.